CCUUGACUUUUUUCUUCUGAAAGUCUCACAGCUGUGCUCUUGGCAGAUGAAAAACUUGGCUCUUCGAGUCUUCGUCCUUGAAUCUCCAUUCUUCAUACUUGAAUGAGAUCUGCAACUUGGUUUCCCCAUUUUUCACAUGCCUAACAAAUAACAUAACAAGACCAAUUACAGAGUAGAGGAUUGAUGCUUCCAUGCAAAGGUGUUAUAAACUUAAACAAAUGGAAGAGAACUGCUUAUUAUACUUACUAACUUCUAUAUAAAUCUUUUUCUCAUAACCAGAAAUCAUAUGUAAGCUUCUUUCUUACAAAUGCAUCCACCAGCGCCCUGUGCACACUAGUUGAUGCAAUUUGGAUUUGUUGGCAAGCAAAUCAAAAGAAGCUACAGCUAUCCAUCUGAAUAUCAAUUUCCAAGUACUCUUGAUAUAUAUUCUUUGGAUUGCUUGCUUCUCGAUCUUCAGUUACAUUCUUAAAAAGAAACCAUGGGAGAUGCUGUUCUUGGGGCAUUCAUUAAGGUGCUGCUCCAAAAGUUGGCACAUCAGGACGUCCUAAACUACUUUGGACGCCUAAAGGACAUAAACCGAAAGAAGCUGGAUAGAUGGACUGUCUCAUUGAUUAAAAUUGAAGAGGUGCUGAAUGAUGCAGAAGAAAAGCAACUAACACAACCGGGAGUAAAAUUGUGGCUAGAUGCUCUCAAGGACUUGGCCUAUGAUAUGGAAGACAUAUUGGACGAGUUUUCAACAAAGAUGUUACGACUUCAGAUAAAAAAGCUGUAUGGGAAUACCACAAGUAAGUUAUGGAGGCCAGUUUCUAAAGGUAAAUUCAACUUCAACAUGAACACACAAAUCAAGAAGAUGAAUGAUCGAGUGCAAGAGAUAUAUCAACGGGAAAAUCAUUUGGGUUUGAAUAAGACUAGGUCGUCAUCUACCAAGGAGAGAAAAACACCUCCAAGUUCGUGUCAACUCGCUGGACCUAUGAUUGGAAGGGAGGAAGACAAAAAGAAGAUUGUUGAAUUUCUGUCUGAAGAAGAGCCUUGCAAUGCCAUCAAUGUUCAUGUAGUUGCCAUUGUUGGUAUGCCUGGAAUUGGAAAGACAACAGUUGCUGGAGAUGUAUUCAAUGAUGCUGCCACUGAACAGUUUUACCCAAAGGGAUGGAUAUCAGUGUCCCAUGACUUCAACAUUGUAAGAUUGACAAAGGCAAUUCUUGAAUAUGUCACAUCCCAACAAUGUCAAUUGGAGGAGUUCAGUAAACUUCAGGAAGAAUUGAAGGAGAAAUUAAGAGGGAAAAAGUUUUUAAUUGUUUUAGAUGAUGUAUGGAUCAAAGAUGGCUAUGAUCUACAUGAUCUAUGGACAAGGCUUCAGUCUCCUUUCACUGUUGGAGCACCGGGAAGUAAAAUACUUGUCACAACCCGUGAUAUAAAUGUUGCAAAGAUAAUGGCAGCUUCUGAAGUUCAAAGUUUGGAAUGCAUAUCAGAUAAUCACUGUUUGGAUAUAUUUGAGGAACAUGCAUUAAGAAACAAAACUAACAGCAUCAGACCACCCAAUUUUGAGUUACUUAAGACAAAAAUUGCUGCAAAAUGCAGUGGUUUGCCCUUAGCUGCAAGGACACUUGGUGGUAUUUUAUGCCAUGAGAGUCAAGACAAAUGGGAAGAUAUGUUAGAUGACCGGUUAUGGAGUCUCUUUACUCAGAAGGAAAGUCAUAUUCUUCUAGUGUUAAAGAUGAGCUAUUACUAUCUUCCAUCAAGGUUGAAGAGGUGCUUUGCCUAUUGCUCAGUACUUCCACAUGACUAUGAAUUUGGUGAGGCACAAUUGAUCCUUUUGUGGAUGGCAGAGGAUUUGAUUCAGCCACAACCAAAAGAAAACAAACAAAUGGAAGAUUUAGGCAGGGACAUUUUUCAAGAGCUAUUGUCGAGGUCUCUAUUUCAAAAAUCAAGCAGAGACAAAUCAAAAUAUGUAAUGCAUGACCUGGUUACUGAUAUGGCACGAUGGGCAGCUGGAGAAAUUUGUUUAAAGUUGGAUGAUAAGUCAGAAGAGAAUUGCAUGUUGAGAUGUUCUCCAAAAGCACGCCAUUCGUCUUACAUUUGUGGGGAGUAUGAUGGGGUUGAAAAAUUUGAGGCAAUUUCUGAACUAAUACAAUUGCGGACAUUCUUGCCACUUUCACUAUCAGAUGCCUCCCGUUGGAACUAUCUUACUCGGACAGUCACUUUUGAAUUAUUGCCAAAACUGCGUUUCUUACGGGUGCUCUCUUUGAACGGCUACAAAAUAACCGAGUUGCCUGAUUCCAUUGGUAAACUGAAGCACCUACGGUAUCUUGAUCUUUCUUACACACUAAUAGCAUAUUUGCCAGAAUCGACCAGCACUUUGUGCAACUUACAGACAUUGAUACUGGAAAGUUGUUAUGAGUUGAAGGCAUUACCUACAAACAUGAGGAAUCUAAUAAAUUUGCGUCAUCUUAACAAUUCAGGUGUAUGUAAUCUGAAAGAAAUGCCUUCUCAGCUAGGUCAAUUGACUAAUCUGCGAACAUUGCGUAAUUUUGCUGUUGGCAAAGGUAGUGGCGCAAGGGUAAGAGAGAUUGGGUCGUUGUUGCAUCUACAAGGGACGUUGCGCCUCUCAAGACUGGAGAAUGUGAUUGGUGGGGAUGCUAGGGAUGCCAACUUGAAGAGCAAGGAGAGGCUUGAAGCCUUAUUACUAGAAUGGUCUAGUUCUAGUGUCUCCACAGAAAUUACAACAGUUGUGCUCGACAUGUUACAACCUCAUCGGAAGCUCAAAGCGCUGACCAUCAGUGGUUAUGCUGGAUUGAAAUUUCCAACCUGGAUUGGAGAUCAUUCAUUCUCUAAUAUGGUUCGUGUAAGUUUAACAGGCUGUAAUCAUUGUCAGUUCUUGCCACCAUUUGGACAAUUGUCAUCUCUCAAAGAACUUCAUAUACAAAGAAUGGAUGCUGUGGAAAGUGUUGGUCCUGAAUUUUAUGGAGAAGGUAACUUGCCUUUUCAAGCUUUAGAGACUCUUAAGUUUCAGAGUUUAAAAAAUUGGAAGGAGUGGUCUCCUUGCCAGCAAGAUCUGGAAAUUGGAUUUUUCUGUUGCCUCAAAAUGCUUUCCAUUGAGGAUUGCCCCAAAUUGGAGGGUAGAUUACCCGAGAAGCUUGAUUCAUUAGCAAAGCUUGACAUAUCUGGAUGUGAGGAAUUGGUGGUUUUCCUAGCCAAUUAUAAACAACUUCAUGAAUCAGACAUUCAAAAUUGCAAGCUGGUGGUGCACACAAGUCUGGAUCACUUUGACUUACUAGAGUCCUUGUGGUUGUCAAAUAUUUCAGAGUUCAGAUUCCAAAGGCAGGAAGUCAUGAAAAGGUUCAAAAAGGUUAAAGAGUUGAAGAUUACUGGUUGUGAGGAGCUGGCACCGCUGUCUUUUCAGAAUGACGAUAGAAUACUACAAUGCUUGAUUUCUCUUCGUCAUUUGUAUAUCCAAGACAACUCUUCCCUUGUUGAGAAGCUAGGUAAAGAAGCAGGGCAGCUGCAAGUAUUGGAUUGCAAGCUUGAAUAUCUGACUUUGAGCAACUGUGGAAGUCUUCUGAAGGUACCAGAAGGAUUCCAUCACCUGAUGUCUCUUCAAGAACUUUACGUAUAUGACUGUUCAAGUCUAGUUUGUUUUCCAGAUCUUGGUCUACCACCUUCUCUUAAAGUUAUAGAGAUUCGAAGGUGCAAAUCUUUGAUGUAUUUAGCUAGAGGAUACCAGGUUCUCGCAAGUCUAAGAAGAAUAGAGAUCAGUGAUUGCUCAAAUUUGAAAUCAUUAAUAGAGAAAGAAGAGGAGGUGUUGGUAGAUGGCUCUUCUUCUUCUUCUUGUCUCGAGUCGUUGGAGAUAAUGGAGUGCAGAUCUCUGACGUGCUUAUCAUUCCAAGGCCAAUUAUCCACGACUCUUAAACACCUAAAGAUAGUCAACUGUACACAGCUGGAGUUAAUAACUGAUGGGGUCUUCCAUAACACUAGUCCACUUGAGAAAAUUCACAUCCAGGAGUGUCCAAAUCUUACAUCCUUACCGGAAGGCCUGUGCUACCUCACCAGUCUUGAAUCAAUUUUAAUCAGGGGUUGCGAGAAACUGGAGGUGGUACCUAUCCUGAGAGACGUGCAGAAUAAUCUCGACUCUGUUGAAUAUUUGUGGAUUGAUUACUGUGAAGGUUUGUCUUCCUUUCCCCUGAACCUAACAUCACUUACUAUUUUGAAUAUCAAGAGUUGUAAGGCGCUUUUGAAAUCUCAAGGGUUGCACAGACUCACCUGUCUUAGACAUUUGUGGAUCACGGGUAAAGAUGAUCCAAAUUUGGUGUCAUUUCCCCCUACUGAGAAUGAGAAGGAGAAUGAGAAUGAGAUGUUGCUCCCAAAAUCUCUUCUUAAACUCUACAUCAGUGGCUUCCCAAAUCUCAAGAAACUGAGCAAGGGCUUUCAAUUCCUCACGUCUCUUCAAAUUCUUGAUAUCUUCGACUGUCCAAAGCUAGCAUUCAUUCCAGAUGAAGGUCUGCCUCGUUCACUUGGGAAACUUGUCAUCUCUUACUGUCCUAUACUAGAAAAGAAGUGCAAAGAAGGCAGUGAAGGACGAUACUGGCCCAAGAUAGCCCACAUCCCUUGCAUACUUAUUGCUCCUGAUCUUAUAUAAUAGACAGCUCGAUCACACUCCUCUUUUCCUCUCCAGAUUUGCAACACUGAUGAAGGCAGAGGACAUACAUGCCACCAGAAGUGCUGGAGUUAAAGUAUAAGAUCAAUUUCUUGAGUAGAAGUUCCUGUUGAAGUCUCAAAGUGUGAAGAACAGUUGAUUUCGAUAAUCUUGAGUUGUUGUUUUGUUUUUAAAAGGUUUGAGGAAUGCAACUGAUUGGUUGAUAGUUGAGUGGGUGCCAAACUUCCAACCAAGUUGGGAUGUACUCAAACUAUAGUGAUGCAAUUCUCACUUCUUGAGACUAGCCAGAUAAUGUCUUUGUUUAGACGGGACCUGAUAAUUUAUUUCUUCGUUACCUUAUAUGCGUUUUUAACGUUGUAAGUUUCUCAAUUGUUAAUGAAAACAUUACUCUUCUUUUGGCA
This is a messenger RNA of Rosa chinensis, 5052 nucleotides long. RefSeq names its product putative disease resistance protein At3g14460. Gene Ontology annotation, molecular function: ADP binding. The record is from RefSeq and is a predicted model, not a curated record. Bases 479 to 4633 code for a protein of 1384 amino acids. Gene Ontology annotation, biological process: defense response to other organism. The transcript has 4 exons. NCBI's taxonomy places the organism in Eukaryota, Viridiplantae, Streptophyta, Magnoliopsida, Rosales, Rosaceae.